Siniperca chuatsi (mandarin fish) is the source of this 5859-nucleotide messenger RNA. RefSeq names its product inhibin subunit beta Aa (gene inhbaa). Gene Ontology annotation, cellular component: extracellular region. The record is from RefSeq and is a predicted model, not a curated record. Gene Ontology annotation, molecular function: cytokine activity; growth factor activity. NCBI's taxonomy places the organism in Eukaryota, Metazoa, Chordata, Actinopteri, Centrarchiformes, Sinipercidae. Bases 403 to 1764 code for a protein of 453 amino acids. Gene Ontology annotation, biological process: BMP signaling pathway; SMAD protein signal transduction. The transcript has 3 exons.
GAGAGGAGAGAGAAGCAGAGGGAGGGAAAGAAAGAAGAGAGCGAGGAGAGAGAGAGAGAGAGUCCAGCCCACUCCGGUAAAACCAUUCAACUGGUGAGCGAGGGAACGCAUUCAACACAGAGAGAGAGACAGAGGAAAAGAGGUGGACUGUGAGCUGAGCUGAACUUUGCAGCUUCCAAACUUCUGAGGAGAGAACGAAAGAGAGAGAGAGAAGAAAGACAAAGACAGUAAGAAAGAGAGGAAGGAGGGACGUGAAAGAACACUUUUCUUUCUUCAACCAGGACUGCAUUUUUGUUCAGACACUUUUGGCCAAAACUCGACUUUUCUGGCUCCGUCUUUGCAUCUGCAUCCGGCAGCAUCAUUAAAUCCAGUCCAGCAGCCAAUCAGGCGACUCCUGCCAUCAUGUCUGUCUUACCUCUGCUAAGCUGGACGGUCCUGCUCCUGGUCCAGAGCUGUGGCUGUUUCUCAGACCCGGCGUCCAAACUCCAGCCUCUGCCGCUUUCUCUGACCGUCCAUCCUCACCACCAGCCGCUGCCAGACGCCGACGCCGCCGCCUCCGGCUCCCACUGCCCCUCCUGCGCCCUAGCCAGGAUGAGGAGAAACGAAGGGGGCGCGGACGACCUGGCGGGACAUGACCGAGAGGAGGAGGCUCAGCAGGACGUGGUGGAGGCGGUGAAGAGACACAUCCUCAACAUGCUGCACCUCCAGGCCCGGCCCAACAUCACCCGGCCCGUGCCGCGCGCCGCGCUCCUCAACGCCCUGCGUAAGCUCCACGUGGGGCGAGUGGCCGAGGACGGCAGCGUGCAGAUCGAGGGGGAGGAGGAGGCGCGAGGGCGGGGAGGCCGGGGAGGAGGAGGAGGAGGAGGAGCAGCGGCGGCGGCUCGGGCGGCAGACAGCGGCGACGCACAGGAGACGACAGAGAUCAUCACCUUCGCUGAGGCUGGUGAGUCUCAGGGCAUGGUGAACUUCGUCCUCUCUAAAGAAGGAGGCGAUCUGUCUCUGGUGGAGCAGGCGAACGUCUGGCUCUUCCUCCGCCUGGCUAAGACCAAUCGCAGCCGAGCCAAAGUCACCAUCCGCCUCUUCCAGCAGCUCCGGCUCCCCACUGGACGCCCGUCUUUGCCGCAGGACGACGUCCUUCUGGCUGAGAAAACCGUGGACACCCGUCGCAGCGGGUGGCACACCUUCCCGGUGUCGGCGGCGGUGCAGGCGCUGCUGGAGAGCACCGAGAGCACAACGCUGAGCCUCCGGGUGUCCUGCCCGCUCUGCGCUGACGCCGGCGCGACACCCGUCCUGGUCUCCGGCGGCUCGGAGACGUCUCAGCGCGCCAACCAGAGGGAACAAUCCCACCGCCCCUUCCUGAUGGCCGUGGUCCGGCAGGAGGACGGCAGCGACUCGCGGCGGCGCAGGAAGCGCGGGCUGGAGUGUGACGGGAAGGUCCGCGUCUGCUGCAAACGGCAGUUCUACGUCAACUUCAAAGACAUCGGCUGGAACGACUGGAUAAUCGCGCCGCCCGGUUACCACGCCAACUACUGCGAGGGGGAGUGCCCCACCCACGUGGCGAGCAUCACUGGGUCCACGCUGUCCUUCCACUCCACCGUCAUCAGCCACUACCGCAUGAGGGGCUACAGCCCCUUCCAGAACCUGCGCUCGUGCUGCGUGCCCACUCGGCUACGAGCCAUGUCCAUGCUCUACUACAACGAGGAGCAAAAGAUCAUCAAGAAGGACAUCCCGAACAUGAUCGUGGAGGAGUGCGGCUGCUCGUAAACAUAAAACCCUAAGCCGGAUCGGUCCGGAACGAACUGGGCUGGAGGAGGGGAGGAGGACUUCUGAACCCAGAGAGAGAGAGAGAGAUACAGGGAGGAGAUGGAGGGAGGAGAGAAAGGCGAACAGGUGACUUCACGAUCAUCGCCACGUUUAUCUACUGCGUUUCCUUCUUCGCCUCCUCGCCUCCGUCCCUCCGUCCCUCGGGGUCGCUCUCUGGGAAUUUAAAAAAAAAACUCUCCCCCGUCCUCAUCCAGCAGAACUCAGAAAGAGUCUCGACGGCACUUUCAGAAAAAAAGAAAAGAAAAAGAUAGAAAAAAAGAAUAUCUAAUAUAUUUUUGUUACAAAAGGAGGGAGCGAGGCUUAUUUAUGUGGCUGAGACGUUCAAGCACCACUCGACCCGUCAGAUCUUGGAGAGACGAGGUGCCUGAAAAACUACUAACAAAAAAAAAAUCUCAAAACUAUGCAACUUGUUUCACGUAUUACGAUCUUAUUGUAUUUUACUUUGUCUUGUCUUUUUUUUUUUUUAAUUUCCCAACUGUUUACUUUUUUCAAAAUGUACGAGGAAGAAAGAAGGAGACUCUUUUGUAUUAUUUUUUGGAAGUAUAAAUUUGUGAUGUGUGUAUGUGGUUGUGUGUUUUUGUCCAUUUAAGUGCAUAUAUGUAAGUUUGUGUGUGUGUGUGUGUGUGUUGAGAGAUACUUGAAAGAAACAAGUUGGCCCGGCUGCUGGAACCAAACACUUCUUUAUGUUACCAUGGUUACUAUGUUGAUGUUAUAAUUAUUAUUGUCAGUAAGUAUAUUAAUAAUAUUAUUGUUAUUGUUGUUAAUAAUAUUUCGUUUGGCUGCAUUCGUGUUAUUAUGUCUGUUUUUUUUUUGUUUUUUUUAAGAAACGUUACAAACGUUUUUAUUUUUUGCACUAUAGCGACACUCGUGCUCCGAUUAGCCAGACUGAAGAGACCCUCGCAGAGGGGACAGACCGGAGCGUCCUCUUCGGGGUGAACUCCAGGUUACAGAUCUGAAAGCUCACAGGUUUGAUCCCCCACGAUAAGCCAGGUGUAGUUGAUAACGUCAUCAUAAGUCCAGUCUUAGAAAACACACGAAAUGUGUCACCUGUAGGUUUCUGAAGGUUUACGUCUCACCGCCAGAGAAUCCAAAUUUGGGCAAAAGUAGGGCUGCGUGUGAUAGGCUGAGUCACCUGUCAGUCAAGCUAACACUCUCUAAAUGUACUCGUUUUAAGUUUUAGGGCUGUAGCCGGGGAUUUUUCAGAUACUGAGGUCGUGAGUCGGUGGAAACCACAGCCACUGAGCCACUUAAAAGCAAGUCUCUAAAAUGACGGGAUUACACUAUUUGUAUUUUCAUGUUUUUCUAAAAUUUGUUAACUGUUCAGUUACAUUGUAAUGUUCAUUUUAUUUUCAACGUGAAGGUCUAAAUGUUGUCUCAAAGCCUUCCCCCAACCUGCCGGAAAUAAAAAUCUGAAUUUGCAGAAAUGCUGCAUACCUUUUUAUUUAAGUCUUUAAUUGUAAAAUGUAAACUCCCCCCAGUGUCCCAUUAAAAUACAGAGGGCUUGAUCUUGGAUAAAUCGACAGCUAACAUGUUGUUGAUGUGAAGCAAUGCUAGCCGGUCAGUUAGCACUGAAAGCUAGCAUCUCUGGAUGAAACGUUUUAUGUCUGUAUCAAGCUAAAUGUUUAAACAAAUAAAAAACGAGCUUGUAGAACGUGGCAGUGACACCAGUAUUAAUCUGACGAAUGAGACGCAGAGCGCUAACGAACGUGUAAUCGCUGGAAGUCACCAGGAACUUUCUGUCUGUCCAGUCAGAUGUUGCGAGGACUUUUGUUGAAGUGGAGAGUAAAAAGCACUUAGAAGAAUAAAAAUGUAGAUUUGGACUUAUCACGACAUGUCUCAACUCCCAUGAGUGGCAGUUUAGCGGCGGCCAUCUUACGUCCUUUCUGUUAGCCUAAAUAUUUGGUGACAGCUAGCCUUAGGUACUAACCUACUAGCCCCCCAAUCUCCAAAAACCACAACAAAAAGAACAAAAACACAGAUUUGAAGCACUAGAACAAACGCCUUAAAACAACUUCUGUAUCUUUGUCUCUGGUGGAUGUUUACAGUACGUUAACUAGCUAACUGAAGGUGAUUAGCAUUAGCCAAGAAAACGCAAGUUGCUGUUGGUUUUCAUCAUUAUACACUACGAACAAAAACACAUUACUUUAUCCCUUCAACAUCCUUUCUUUUUUGUUAAAUCAACAUUUAAGUAUCACAGCUUUUAAGGGAUUCAUUCACAGAGGCGCCAUUAAUUUAUCUGUUUUUAAUCUGUUAUGAAUGCGGCACUUUAUUUAUUUAAAAACUUUCUGAAAACAAUUGUUCAUUAACAUUAGGCUAAUCCCUCUUUAACUUUUGCCAGACACCUUUAAAAUUAGUUAGAGGGCAAUUAAUGAAGAUGGAAGAUUGUGGGAAACAACCCCAUAAAGUUGACUGUUUUCUUUCUAAUAGAAAACAAAAUUCAUCUCUCCACAUGAACUAAAACUACCUUAAUCCAAACAUUAAUGGACCUUAAUAGAACUCUUAUUUCACAGGUUAAUGGUUUGUUACGUGGCCCAUGGUCUUAUUAGGUCAAUUUAAAUUGUCUUUGUACACAAUAAUCCGUUAAUAACAAUGUAAACCUGCGCAGAGCGUCCAUGAAUCAACACAUGAAUAACUCCAUAAAAACCCUUGAAGCUGUGGCAUUUUUAACUGGAUUUAUUGGAGAAAAUAUUACAAAAUUAGUGAUUCAAGUGUUUUGGUUUGUAGUGUUAAGCAGCAGUUUUUACCAGAGACAAAGAGGCUAACGUUGUAUUCUUUCAGCGGCGCCCUGGUAGCCUAAUGUUUACGGCGCGUACCACAUAACCGCAACGUCCACGGUUCGAAUCCUCUCCCCAUGUUUCCCGUCUCUCUCUCUACUGGCUGUCAAAUAAAGGCAAAAUUGCUCGAAAACAUCGUAUUCUUUCAUUUUCACAGUAACAUACGAGGAUUUCAGAUGAUCCGUUAGAUCCGUGCGUUCAGUUUGAGAAGAGACGGACGGCUGUUGCUCUGGAGAAAACAUCCAGUUUUAGUUUGCGUUGGAACACCAAAGAGUCCAGUUUGUGCACUUGUUUGUGUGAGAGAGAAAAGUGUUAAAGUUACAUUCAAUGAUGCUGAAAAAGAAAAAAAAAUGUAACAUAAAAUGAAUUAUGUCCAUUUUGUGGGAAAAAAAAUACAGAAAAUUCAAUGAAGUUCAGGAUUCAGAAUCUCUGAAGUCUGUGAAAAUGUGGUUUGCUAAAAGUUGAACUUGCUUUCGUAAAGAGGGACAGCUGAUGUUUUAUUUCUGCUUUAUAGUUUUUGUUUCAGAGUCAUUUAGUUUUUGAUCAUUUUGGAACAAAAUUCUUCAGUUUUUAUUUGAGUUGUGAUGUUUUUGUUCCCCUCCUUUUCCUCUCUCCCUGCACAUCAAGAACUCAGUUUCCCACAAUGCUUUACUCUUUAAUUUUAUCUUAUCAUAAACUGAAAAAGACAAUCCACAGUCGCCUUGUUGUGUUUUUUGGAGAAAACAAACGUUGUCCAAUCAGAGUGUUUCUGUGUUGUAUGUGUUUAUGUCAGUAUUGUCGACUUGUUCACCAAAAGUUUUGGAGUAUCGGUCCCCUUUAUGAUGAAGUCACAGUGUUAUGUUUUUAUUUUUAUGUUCUCUUUUUGUUGUUAUUGUUUUAGAAGAGAGUGGACGCUCUUCUUCUGGACUUUCUGGGACAAACUCAUAGUCCAUCCCGUGUGUACAUGGACGCAUACAAAAUGUCAGUGCAGAAAAAAAAAGCCGCAAAAAGUUGAAAAAAAAGGCAUAAAAGAAGUGGUAGUAUUUGUUCAGAUUUUGUUCUUUUUAUCAAGACAAAAAAUACUGACACUGAACGAAGUGGACAAAGAAUAAAAAGUCUAUUUUUUAUUCUGUAUAUAUGGAAAUUAAGAUUCCAGUACGUUGCAUUGCUUUGUUGUACAAAUCAAAUGUGCUUGUGGCAUUUUUCUAAUCUAAUUUAUUUUCCGGUAUUGUUUUAUUUUUGUUUUCUGCUUCACCAUUAAAGUUUAACGGAUGUACACAAA